AUGAAAAGCCAAUGCAGAAAUCCUCAACCUCGUCCCCAGGGCGCUUUUCCCUGGCUUUGGAGGUAUCAUAAUGGCGCUCCACCUCCAAAGCCAGGGAAAAGCGCGGCCCUGUGGACGAGGUUGGGAAAUCCUUUAUUCUGUAGUCUUAGUUUCUCUAACCGUAUAAAACCUGUUAAUAUUUAUUGAGCGUAAACUUAUUUGUCAAGUCAAAAUUGUAUUUAGCCUUCAAGCUAUAUAAUCAACCUGUAAGAAGCAUUUAUCCACCGGUGUAGUUUUUGGAAGUAAUUCAUCAGGGGCACCUAACGUCAAUUUUCGAAAAGUAUCUGUUCGGAAGACGAUUUGAGAUCUAGAAUUUUCGGAACAUUUUUUGUAAAAUUUCUUGCUUGCCUACCUCUCCUAGGAUUUUCGAACAUCUAUAAAUUGGUAUAAUUGCCCAUUUUUAACGUUUCACCUAGAAUUUUCGGGAACCUUUUUUCUGGCUGAAAUUUUCGAAAAGGUAAGUUUUGAUCAUAUAAUUUUCGGAUCUCUAGACUUUCAGCUAGGAAAUCCGAACAGAUGAAAAAUUUUUAGGGGAUAAAAAUAUGCCUAUAUCUACUAAAUAAAUACUAAAAUACGUUUAACAAUGCUAUGUUUAAGUGGUUUUGAACUGUAUGCUCGUUGGGUGCCCCUGGUCAUGGGCAAGAGUUUCAUUCUGGUUAAGGUAACGUUUUUUUUAGUUUGUUUGCGUUCUCCUCUGGCCUGUUGAAUGACUGUUUGGUAGAACGUUUUCUUCCAGCUCCGCCCACCUUAGAACUAAUGACACCAGGGACGUGGAUCAGCACGGAGGGUUACAGGCCUUUCAAGUGUGAAUCAUUUACAAAAACGGUA
This is a messenger RNA of Porites lobata, 867 nucleotides long. The record is from the annotation of a GenBank genome assembly. NCBI's taxonomy places the organism in Eukaryota, Metazoa, Cnidaria, Anthozoa, Scleractinia, Poritidae.